AUGAAAGAAGUCAUUCGAUUGAUUGCUAAUGUCAGUCCUCGUGCUCUGUCAAGUUAUGAUAAGCAAACUUCACUGGAAGACGCUACCGCAGUAGACGGACUCGCAUCCAUGGCUGCUGCAAUCUCACUUGAUGCUGGAGACGAGCCGCAAGAAGCAUUGCAGCUUCUUGAGCAGGGUCAUGGCAUUAUCGGUGGAGGGUUGACCGAACUACGAACCGAGAUCUCGGACUUGGAAACCGCUCACCCCGACCUGGCUCAGAAAUUCGAGCAUAUUCGAAACCAGCUUGAUUUGCCGGAACAGCUGGGAAAUGAAUUGGACAAUGCGCCCGGCGGUGUCAAUCGACGUCACAUACUUCAAGACGGUUUAACGCUCACUAUCGAGGAGAUUCGAGGCCUUCCAGUAUUUGAAGGCUUCCUUUGUCCCUUGACAGUGAAUCAAAUCAAGUCAACAGCGAAUAUUGGACCUCUAGUCUUCGUCAACGUUGGCCACUUUUUCUGCGAUGCAUUCAUAGUCCAGGAGGAAAAGAUAGGUCUUGUGCCACUUCCCGAUGUUGACGUCCCCAAAACACUGGAAAUGGCAUCCAAACUACGCACCGACACUGCCUCAGUGCUGGAGUGGCUGUGGAACAGCAUCGCAAAUCCCGUUCUCAACUACCUGGGUUUUCUGAAGAAGCCUUCUGAUGAGUUUUGGCCUCAUAUAUGGUGGGCUACCACGGGCCUCAUGUCGUGGUUUCCUCUCCAUGCUGCGGGGAUCUACUCGUAUCCAUCCGAUGAAACUGUCCUCGACCCUACGGAGGUCCGAAUGCUGCGGGAUCUUUGCCCAGAUCUAGGUCUUCACCCUGUGGAGCCGGUAUGCCCAACAAGAGACAGCGUUCUAGAACAGCUGAAGAAGUGCAAGGUUUUCCACUUCGCCGGCCAUGGGAUAUUUGACCUAAGAGAACCCUCCCAGAGUUGCUUAGCUGUCCACGACUGGGAGCAGAACCGGCUCACAGUGGGAGAUCUCCGCGACCUCCGACUGCACGAAGAAGCUCCUUUCCUCAGCUACCUAUCAGCCUGCUCGACAAGCUCAAUUACUAAGGACAAGCUGAUUGGCGAGGGUAUUCAUUUGGUGAAUGCUUGCCAACUAGCUGGUUUCCGUCACGCCGUUGGAACUUUAUGCGAGGUCUCGGAUAAACACUGCGUGGAUGUCGCUAGAAUUUUAUAUUUGACCCUCAGAGAAAAAGGUCUCACGGAUGAAGCAGUUUACCACGGACUACAUCGAGCAGUAAGAAGCCUGAGAGAGAGAGGCUUAGGAGGGGGAAAGGGACCAGUGCCACCGGGUUCGGAGAGUGGAAGUGUGAAGAACAGCCCGACGACGGGGACCAGCCAGAACCUGCAACAAGCACCACAACAGUUGACUUAG
This is a messenger RNA of Penicillium cataractarum, 1401 nucleotides long. RefSeq names its product CHAT domain-containing protein. The record is from RefSeq and is a predicted model, not a curated record. The transcript is spliced from 2 exons. The coding region runs from base 1 to 1401 and encodes 466 amino acids. NCBI's taxonomy places the organism in Eukaryota, Fungi, Ascomycota, Eurotiomycetes, Eurotiales, Aspergillaceae.